Messenger RNA from Oenanthe melanoleuca, 2086 nucleotides. RefSeq lists its product as uncharacterized. The record is from RefSeq and is a predicted model, not a curated record. The transcript has 16 exons. Gene Ontology annotation, molecular function: ATP binding; protein serine/threonine kinase activity. Bases 99 to 1370 code for a protein of 423 amino acids. Lineage: Eukaryota; Metazoa; Chordata; Aves; Passeriformes; Muscicapidae. Gene Ontology annotation, cellular component: cytoplasm. Gene Ontology annotation, biological process: regulation of MAPK cascade; regulation of actin cytoskeleton organization; protein phosphorylation.
GCUCUUGGGCAUUCUCAGUGCAGGAGCAUCCCACUGACAAGAGCCUUGUUUGCUCUUGUGCUUCAACACAGUCUGCAAACUUGCACAGCAGUGCUACAAUGGAUGAGAAACUUGUUGCUGCAAUUUGCACUCUUUACAGCAUUGGUUAUUCCAGCUAUUACCUGACUAACCUGGGCCGUCACCUGAGACGUGUAUUCAGAGAUGCUGCUCGUGAGAGCACAGAACCAACAGCAGACUCUCCUCUGGUUCCCACUGCUCCUGGAGAAGAGGCCAAAGAUGAGGCCAAAGAGGAGCACAAGCCUCCAGCCGUGGUCACAGCACAGCCUGAAUAUUCCGAGCUGGCCCUUCUGGAGAGAGAGCAUGAGCAGAUUGCUUUAGCAGAGGUGCCAUUCCAGACUCAGGGACUGCUGUUCCCAGCCCGGGAGCAGGAAGAGCAGCUGAGGCAGCGAGAGGAGGAGCAGCAGGAGAAUGGCCAGAACGUCAAGGCAGAGCCACAAGCAGAGCUGCCCAAAGCUCAGAUUCCCAUCAUGGCAGUGAAGACGAGGAACAAGGAAGACAUGAGAAGAAUUCAAGAUCACUGGAAUCUCCAUCGACAGAGGGGUGAUCUACAAAAGCAGGUACGUGUAAGAGUGGCUGCCACUCCACUCAAGAAACUUUCUCUCUCUUCUUUACAGAACUUCAAUGAGAAGCUGCCCGCAGAGCUGCAGGAAACUCAGGCUGUGCUCAAGGCAACGGAGAUGAGGCUGAAGAAAGAAAUGAAAAUUGUCAAAGAGAAAAUUAAUCUCCAUCAGGAGCAAGACGCUCGAGAAAAGCCAAUCUACACAUGCUCUGUCAUGCAACCUGCUGCAGCAGCAGUGUUGUUUCAUGACACCCCCAGUCCCCAGGAUGAGAAGUGGAGCCUUUUCAGCUCAUUUAGGUCCAGUGUGGCCGCAGCUGCUCAGAAACACGAGAUGGAGGAGAAGUACCUGGAGCUACUGAGGAAAAUGGUGAAUAUGGAAAAUCCCCUGAUGAAAUACAUUGAACUGGGAAAUAUCGGCAGUGGGACUUUUGGAGAGGUUUGUAGAGCAUUCGACACUGCCACAGGAGAAGAGGUGGCCAUAAAGAAAAUAAAUCUUCAAGGACUGACUAGUAAGGAAGUAAUCAUCAAUGAAGUCAUGGUCAUGAAGAACAAUAGGAAUCCCAACCUGGUCAACUAUUUAGACAGCUACCUUGUGGAUAACCAGUUCUGGCUGGUUAUGGAGUACAUGGAUGGAGGCACUCUGAGCGAUCUCAUCAGCAAGACUCACAUGACUGAAGGAGAGAUUGCAGCUGUCAGUCGGGAGUGCCUGCAAGGACUGGAUUUUCUUCGCUCGAAUCUCAUGAUCCACUGAGAUGUGAAGAGCUGCAACAUUCUUCUCAGAACUGAUGGCUCUGUCAAACUGGCUGAUUUUGGCCUUUCUGCUCAGCUCAUCCCUGAGCAGAAUCAAAGGUGCUCCAUGACCGGGACUGCUGGGUGGAUGGCACCUGAAGUUGUGACAGGACCAGGAUGCACGUGGUGGAUAAUGCAGGAAGAUGGAACAACACGGUGUAUACCACAGGGAGAACUGAUUGUAGGAUGAGACAGAAAGACUUAUCUCCAAGAUCUGUACCGGCUCCGGUCGGGACCUGAGCAUCAGAGACUGCCUCCGGAGCCUGCCCAAGAAGCUUCUCGCCCUUCCCAGCAGCGACCGUCUCUCACUUUGGACAGACGGCACAGCAUGCGUGUAGACAUUUUCUACAGGCAUUUGCAUCUUUAGGCGUGCCUCAAGAGAUCAAAACAGACAAUGGUCCAACUUACAUAGAUGUAGGAUUGAAGUGGGUGCCUGCAAAGUGUGUCAAACCAUAUCGGGCCCCAACAACAACGCAAGCAGAGACUGAUCUCGGGAGUGAAGAACGAAACGCACAGACCGAGUCACAAGCAGGCGAUGCGAAUUCGUCUUCAGACAAAACGACAAGAACUUAAAGAUUUAAAAUUCACCAUGUUUUUCUAUGUAAUUUUGUAUUCUAUCUUUUUGUCAGUUAUGUUAGGUAUCGAAACAAAAUUACCAAUAAUGCAACCAAGAGCAAA